This is a messenger RNA of Eutrema salsugineum, 857 nucleotides long. Its product is annotated as germin-like protein subfamily 2 member 2. The record is from RefSeq and is a predicted model, not a curated record. Gene Ontology annotation, biological process: regulation of root development; plasmodesmata-mediated intercellular transport. Gene Ontology annotation, cellular component: plasmodesma; cell wall. Gene Ontology annotation, molecular function: manganese ion binding. The transcript has 2 exons. Bases 75 to 731 code for a protein of 218 amino acids. NCBI's taxonomy places the organism in Eukaryota, Viridiplantae, Streptophyta, Magnoliopsida, Brassicales, Brassicaceae.
AUCCCAUUUUAUCAAGAACUUGGAGCUUAUUUUCUCAAAAAUAAACAAUAAUCUCGAUUGUAAUAUUUUGAGGCAUGAUGAAUUCAAAAUUUUCCAUUAUCAUCGUGUUAUUUUGCAAUAUCAUUUCGACUCGAGCAUAUGAUCCCGACGCUCUUCAAGAUCUCUGCGUUGCUGAUAUAUCUCACGGAACCAAAUUGAAUGGAUUUCCAUGCAAAGAAACGUCAAACAUCACGUCGUCCGACUUCUUCUUCGCCGGACUCUCAAAACCGGCCAUCAUAAACUCCACGAAGGGCUCUGCCGUGACGGGAGCCAACGUGGAGAAGAUCCCAGGCCUCAACACUCUCUCUGUCUCCUUAGCACGUAUAGACUACGCGCCAGGUGGUGUAAACCCACCUCACACUCACCCACGCGCCACCGAAAUCGUCUUCGUCCUCGAAGGAGAGCUUGAAGUUGGGUUUAUCACAACGGGAAACAAGCUUUUCUCGAAAACCAUUAGGAUUGGUGAAGUUUUUGUUUUUCCAAGAGGGCUUGUGCAUUUUCAGAUGAAUAAUGGGAAAUCUCCGGCAUCAGUUUUGUCGGCGUUUAAUAGUCAGUUGCCGGGGACGGUUUCCGUUGCAGCAGCUCUUUUUGCGGCGGAGCCUCCUUUGCCGGAAAAUGUGUUGACAAAGACUUUUCAGGUGGGAACUAAAAUGGUUGAUAAGAUUAAGGAAAGACUUUCUACGAAGAAAUAAUUUCAAUUGUAAAUAAUAAUAUUGUAAUGGUUCAUGUGAUGAUAAACCUGGAAAGGUUUACGUUAAUGUUGUGGUAACUAAAAAUAAAUUAUUACUGUAAUUGUCUGCUAUAUCAAUGUGUACAAA